GCGGCGCUAGUUAAUUCUUUCACACGCCAUUUUAAAACAGUUACCCAGUAAUACGCUACUUGGAAGGGAAAAAAGCUGAGCUAUUUUCUAAUAAAACUAGAAAGCUUUUCCGGUUCGUUUUCUCUUUCUUCAUAACAUCCAAUAUGUCUCGUGAUCGUUUCAGAAACCGUGGUGGUGGAUUUCCAAGACGAGGUAGUGGACCAACUCCUUAUUUUAGAGGCUCACCAAAUUAUAAUCAGACGCCCAACCAAGGUGUAGGCCAAAAUCAGAAUACAGAUUCCAACCAAAACAGAAGUGUGACUCCGGGUCAACAGAAACCCACCAACGAGCAGACUAAACAAUCCCCACAAUCUUCAGGACCGCAGCAGACUACGCCAGGGGGUACAGCUACGCCGCAGUCACAAGGACAACAGGCUCAGAAACAGCCGCCUGCUAAUCAGCAAACUGAGAAGUCGGGGACUGGAACUCAACAGCAGGCCACAAAACCCGGCGGUGGAGGAUCCACUUCAGCAGACGCGCAAAAUAAAGGGCAGACUACUCCUGCUAAAGGUGGUACAGCCUCAGGACAUACUCCACAGCAGCAGAAAGGAAAAAACACCGAGCAGGCAUCUACUAAACAGACUCCUCAGAAAGUACCCCAGCAGCCUAAAAAUGAAGUACAAACCCCGCAAGCAGCGCAGGAGACGCCAGUAGAUGAAAAUGAGGGGCUUAAAGCUGCAUUUGCCCUUCUGAAACGCCCAGGGGAAAAGACUUACACACAGCGCUGUCGUCUUUUUGUUGGAAAUCUACCUACCGACAUCACCGACGAGGAAUUCAGGCAGCUGUUUGCGAAGUAUGGAACGCCCGGUGAAGUCUUCAUUAAUAAGAGCAAAGGAUUUGGCUUUAUUAAACUGGAAACCAGAGCCCUUGCAGAUAUUGCAAAGGGAGAACUGGAUGAUAUGCCAAUGAGGGGUCGUCAACUGAGGGUUCGUUUUGCAACGCAUUCUGCAGCACUUUCUGUGAAGAAUUUGUCACCUUUUGUUUCCAAUGAACUGCUUGAAGAAGCCUUUUCAACAUUUGGGCAAGUUGAAAGAGCUGUUGUGAUUGUAGAUGAUCGUGGCAGGUCCACAGGCAAAGGAAUUGUUGAGUUUUCAACUAAACCAGCUGCAAAGAAAGCAUUUGAUCGAUGUAAUGAUGGGGUAUUUCUUCUCACAACGACCCCAAUGCCAGUUAUUGUGGAACCAUUGGAUCAGUUUGACAAUGAAGAUGGACUUCCAGAGAAACUUGCUCAGAAAAAUCCAAUGUAUAUUCAGGAGCGGGAACAGCCUGCACGGUUUGCUCAGCCUGGCACUUUUGAAUUUGAAUAUGCUCAGCGUUGGAAAGCCCUGGACGAUAUGGAGAAGCAGCAGAGAGAUCAAGUUGAAAAAAAUAUGAAAGAUGCUAAGGAAAAACUUGAAGCAGAGAUGGAGGAUGCAUAUCAUGAACAUCAAGCAAACCUUAUUCGACAAGAUCUCAUGAGACGUCAAGAAGAACUGCGGCGUAUGGAAGAGAUGCACAACCAAGAGAUGCAGAAACGCAAAGAAAUGCAGUUGAGACAGGAGGAAGAGAGGCGAAGAAGAGAGGAAGAAAUGAUUAUGCGCCAACGUGAGGUGGAAGAACAGAUGAGACGCCAGAGAGAGGAUACUUACAGUAGAAUGGGAUACAGCAUGGAUCCAAGGGAGAGAGAUAUGCGUUUGGGUGGAACCCAGAUGGCUGUUGCAGAUCCUUAUGGCUUAAAUGUUUCAGAUCCUUACGGCACUUCAACUCAGAAGUAUUCUGCUACAGGUGCAGCAAGCUAUGAUGCAACACUGACUGCAGGAACAGCUACUGGUACAGCUUCAGCAGUGUCAGGGAUGACUACAGAAAUGCACGCUGAGCGUUACAGCCAGGCAGCAGCAGCCGCAGCAGGGUCUGUGCCUGUAGCUGGUUCCAGAGGAAUGGGAUCUGGUGCUGGGUUUGGUAGAGGGCGUGAAGAAUAUGAUGGUCCUAAUAAAAAGGCUAGAUACUAAGUGCCCUAAAGCGACCCCUGUAGGCAUCCAUUCCAUUGUUCAGAACCCUUUUUAUUCUUGCAUUUUAGUGAGACAAUAUUUUAUGAUUGUUAGUUGUAAUACCUUUGUAAAUGACUUGAGAAACGUUUAAUUGUGUUGCACUGUUCUGGAAGAAUGGUUGUGUGACUGUAAGUAUAAUUUCCUUAACUUCCUGCAGUGUCCUUUGUGCCAUCAAUUCCAAAAAAAUGUAUGGUCUUUUUUUUACUGUAAUUAAAAUAAAUGCCACAGUACAAGGUACUGAUGAGUAUCUUAA
Molecule: messenger RNA, 2319 nt
Organism: Protopterus annectens (West African lungfish)
Lineage: Eukaryota; Metazoa; Chordata; Ceratodontiformes; Protopteridae
Gene: SFPQ
Product: splicing factor proline and glutamine rich
Exons: 10
Coding region: 144-2027 (627 amino acids)
Biological process (GO): regulation of DNA-templated transcription
Cellular component (GO): nucleus
Molecular function (GO): RNA binding
Source: RefSeq, a predicted model, not a curated record